Molecule: messenger RNA, 5957 nt
Organism: Lepus europaeus (European hare)
Lineage: Eukaryota; Metazoa; Chordata; Mammalia; Lagomorpha; Leporidae
Gene: UBOX5
Product: U-box domain containing 5
Exons: 5
Coding region: 115-1740 (541 amino acids)
Biological process (GO): protein polyubiquitination
Cellular component (GO): nucleus
Molecular function (GO): ubiquitin protein ligase binding; ubiquitin-ubiquitin ligase activity
Source: RefSeq, a predicted model, not a curated record
AGCUGGACUGGAAGAGGGGCAACCGGGACAGAAUCCGGCGCCCCCACAUUCUCUCUCUUAUUAGGCAUGUGAGGCUGUUUCUGAUGCUUGGAAGCUAUCCUGUCAGCUGCAAAGAUGGUAAUAAACCUUUGUCUCCCACAGUUCAGACCAAGAAUCCACUGCAACAAGAUAUCAGCUGAUGGUUAUGAAGUAGAAAAUCUCAUCUCUGAAGACCCCACAAAGAGAAACCAUGGCUUUAGGACAGAGUAUUUCAUUAAGCCACCAGUCUACGUGACAGUGUCCUUUCCCUUUAAUGUGGAAAUCUGUAGGAUUAACAUAGAUGUCACAGCUGGGGGCGGUCAGAACGUCACAGGCCUGGAAGUGUACACAUCCGCCUUAGCCAGCAGAGCAUCUUGGAGUACGCCUGAGUGCCAGACCCUGGGCCCAGCUGAGCCACCUGUCCCGGACAAGGAGGCCUUCACUUUGGUAGGCAAAGUCGUACUGAAACACCAGAGCCAAGUGGUGUUUAGCCACAGGGGCUUCAAGGCCAGGCCACCUUUUGGACCAGUGGAAGUCACACUCCUCUCCCCUGCUGUUGUGGCACAGGAGCUCUGGAAUAAAGGGACUCUUUCCCUUAGCCACGUGGCCCACCUCAAGAUCUGCAUCACCCACACGACAGGUGGCGGUGUCCCUUGCAUCAAACGGUUGGAAGUGUGGGGUCAGCCGGCCAAGACCUGCUCUCAGGAGGUGAUAGACAGCAUCCUGCUGGUUGCCUCAGAGAGCCUGCCGCAGGACCUGGCUCCUCAGGCCCCAGCCUUGCCCAUGGAGAGUGACUGUGACCCCGGGGGGCAGUUGGAGGGCCAGGAGGCCCCCUCCAGCCUGCAGGAGCUGGCUGAGGGAAUUCAGGAUGUGCCUGAGGAGUUCCUGGAUCCUAUCACCCUGGAGAUCAUGCCUUGCCCCAUGCUGCUGCCCUCGGGUAAGGUCAUCGACCAGAGCACGCUGGAGAAGUGUAACCGCAGUGAAGCCGCGUGGGGCCGAGUGCCCAGCGACCCUUUCACGGGAGUAGCCUUCACUGCACACUCCCAACCCCUGCCUCACCCCUCCCUGAAGGCCCGGAUCGACCACUUCCUGCUCCAGCACUCCAUCCCUGGCUGCCACCUGCUUGGGAGAGCACAGACUGCAUUAGCAGUGACCCCUUCUUCCAUUGCUCUGCCCUCUCGGAAGCGGAAGAUGGAACUGGCUGAACACGCCCCAGAUAGUAGCCUUGGUGUCAGUGCUUCCUGUUUUUCUACCACAAGCCCUCCGGUCUUACCCACUACCUCAGAGCACACCGCUAAGAAAAUGAAAGCCAGCAGUGAGCUCGGCUUCACGCACAUGGACUGCUCAACAGGUCCUGUGUCCCAUGAGCAGAAGCUGUCACAAAGCUUGGAAAUUGCCUUGACGUCCACCCUUGGCACCAUGCCUUCCUUCACAGCCCGGUUGACCAAGGGGCAGCUCCAGCACCUGGGCACAAGAGGGAGCAGUGCUUCUGGGAGGCCAGGCUCCAACUCAGAGCAGCCUGGGAGCAUUCCAGGCCCCAAGUGUGCCUCCUGCGACAGCGUGUUUUCUCCCUACUUCAAAAAGGAGCCCGUGUACCAGCUUCCCUGUGGCCAUCUCCUGUGCCGCCCCUGCCUGGGUGAGAAGCAGCGCUCCCUGCCCAUGACGUGCAUGGCCUGCCAGCGGCCAUUCGCCAGCCAGGACGUGCUACGGGUCCACUUCUGAGCGACUGCCUCAAGCGGAAGACCUAUUCCCAGCCGGAGCUGAGAGAGAGGAGCCCCAGGUCAUGGCUCCCUGAGCCGGGCCAGGUUCCAGGCUUAGAGCGGCCUUUUCUCCCCCAGGGGGCUUUCCUCUAUCACCUCACAGUUGUAGCACACCAAGUGAGGGGCCGGGCAGGGCCCUCCACUCCCGCUCAAGUGGCAAUAGGAUAACAAAGCCAUAGGCUGGGCCCGGAGGGCUUGGCCCGCCCUCCUGUGCCUCCCAAGAGCCCAGGGCCUGCUGGAGCCAGGCCCACCCUGGCAGGAGCUCCCCUGCUCAGAGCCCCCAGGUUGUGUUCAGUGCCCUCACACAGUGGGGCUCCGCCUGCAGGGUCGCCCAGAGCGGGCCUGGAGCAUGGGCUGUGUAGAGCCUGACGCAGCCCCCAAGGACAGAUGCUCCAAGCCUUAAUAAAGUGAUGGUGACGUCCGCUGUGGGCUCCCUCCUGGCAGAGCACUUGUUUGUGUCGUCACAUUCUGUCCCCCUCACUCCCCGCAUCACAUGGGAAGAAAGAACUGUCACAGGGCAGCCACCUGUCAGGCGGUGAUUCAUGGAAAACUCGAGCUCUGAGAUCUGUCCUGUGUGUGAGGGCCCAGAAUCGGGUUUGCAGGUGGGUGGGUGCGGUUGGCCGGAGGCAGGGGCCCCGCCUCCCUCUGGCCCAGCACCCGCUAAGCUGGGCCUCUAAGGGGAUGUGUGUAGCCAUUGCAGGGAAAAUACUUGUUCUUAGGCUACAUUUUUUUUUUCCAGUUUAGCUUUAGGGAGCCCCAGAUGGAAAGUAUGUAUCUUGACAGCUCUGUUGGCUGUCACGUGGAUCGUGGAUCAUAGUCACAGUAGCCUGUCAGGAAAUGGACCCUGCUCCUCCAGCGCCUUCCAAGCACGUUUGAGAAGGAGCAGUCCAGAGAUGUCUUGUUUCAUGCUUGAACCCACCAGCAGGCCCUGUGGACAGGACAGGCCAAGGGCCGCACAUCCUGCUCCCUGCAGGCCCUCUGGGGCUCCAGUCCAGACCCCAGAAUUUACAGAUCUGGUGUUGGCCUAGGGACUGCAGUUUUAGAUUCCAUGGCACUUGACUUGUGCACAGAGCUGGCUGCGGAGAGGUGACACCCUUCUCCCUACACUCCCAGUGGGGCCCUCACCUGAGACCCGGGCUCUGCACCGUGCCCUUUGACUUCCACUGUCUGUGCCAGUGUGAACUUGCCCUACCUCCUCAUGUGCUGUGUUCUUGGAAAGGCCUCAGCAGCCGUGGGCUCAGGCUAACAGCUCACUUUGCACCCAGCAGCUGGCUGUCCUCAGAGCGCUCUGAUGCUGGGCCCCUUCUCUGUGCAGGAUGACCUGCCUACCUACCUGGGAGCCCCAGCGCCGCCUGCAGGGGCCUGGGGACCUGGUUUCUGUCAGGGCUCAGCUCCCCAGGCAGCUGUGGUGGGAAGGCAGGCAUGGGAGCCACAGGGGCAAGCAAGCCCUGUCCUGGGCCCAGGGGGAGCCACCCCACAAAUCCUGGAGAUGUGUCUAUCAUCAGACCAGAAGGAAGCAGUCUUUUCAGCCCCCUUGCCAGACACGCUAAGCCCUGUCGGGCUGUUUCUCCCUAGAAAACAAGAACAGAGCUCUUGCUGCCAGCCGGCCCCAGGGGCAGUUUAUUUCUCACUGGAGCCUGAGGCCAGACACAAAGUGGCUUCCCAGGAAACCCACAGAGUUCAACUCCAUUGGCCAGGACCCCGCAGCCUUGCCGCAUCCCCGCUGCCCUCCAGAGAGCCUCUGCCCGCUCGCCUGUCCACAGGGUCUGCGGGCCCCGCAUCUCUUCCCCUCCCUGAGCUAUGUACUCUGAGGAGGCACGAAGUCCCCUGGGGGCUUGCAGCUCCAGGGCCCUCUGGGAGCAGGAGGCAAGACUUUGUCACAGCUUGGUGAGGCGAGGGGGCGCCAGUCUCCAGAUCCCCACUCUCCCAGUCCUGGUCUUCUGCCCCGUGGGGCCAUGACAUCAUUUGCAGGGGCUGAGCCAUGGCAGCUGCCGUCACCGUUGCCCCUUCAGCCAAUGCACAGGGAGAACCAAGUUCUGAACAGAAUUAGUCCUGGAGGUAGAAGAAGUAGAAGAACCAAAUCGCCAGGAAGAAGAGGAGCAGCUGUUCGGUGCUCACCGAGUAUCCAGUCUGUCUGCAGCUGGGCGGCCGGGCCCUGCAGCCUCUGGGUGCUGGGGCUGGGUAGGUCCCCCUAGCCCCACACCUGUCCUGCUUCUUCCUGUGGGUCUCCAGCUUGAGGCCACUCAGCUGUUGGGCUCUUUCCCAUUCACCAGAAAUGGGUCCCUCUGACGCCUGGCUGCUGGAAGUAGGUCUGCAGACAAAGAGACCUGCCCCUGGAGGGAACCGCCCACGCUCCUGCUGCUCAGCCUCCCCCUGUGGCAUUGUGACAGUGGGCUGCCUGCCAUUGUGAUGGUGGUGGGCGGGGGAGGGAGCUGCUGCGCGCGGCCCCUCCCUCAGAUCCCCUGUAGGCAGUCUGUAAGCAGGCCCCAGCCUGCAGCUGCCCCUGCUGUCCCCUCACCUGGCCUCACAGCCCACUGCACAGUGGCAUCUGCCAGUUCUGGGUUGGAAGGGGAGUGGCUGGGCUGAGAGUCUGCCCAAAGCUGCACUGGCCAGUGUGGUGGGUUCUAGCCACAUUUAACUACUUAAAUAAAUAAAACAAAACAGUUCCUUGGUCUCGCCAGCCACAUUUCACAUACUUGAUGGCUGCAUGUGGCUAGUGCCUGCUGUACUGGACAUCCUGAUAGAGACCAUUACAGAAAGCUGGGCAGUGCUGGGCCAAAACAUGACCUGUGAGAGCCUGGCUCUGGCUGUCGCCUUCCUUCUCAUGCACCUAUGCCCUGGGAGAGGCAGGAAGCACCCACACACUGGGGUGGAGAGCAGGGUAGUGAGGGAGAAUCACAUGGGCCUGACCUUUGUCCCCGAUCCCUACACUGGGCGCCAGCUGUGACGCUCUCCCUCCCCGGAAGGCUCCGUCUGCCACUCAGCAAAGGCCCAGAGAGGCGACAGGAUCUCCAGAGCAGCACAGGGAGAGAUGAGGACAGAGAACCAAGAGGAGUCUGCUGGUGGCUUCGCGUCUUCCACCGAGGUUGGCAUCAGUAACAGGACACCACCCAAAACCACAGUGCUUCCCUUAACAUUUCCCAGACAUUGCCCUUGCCAUUGGACAUGACUGUCAGCUCCUGAGCAGAAUAAGCCAGGGGAACCCUGGAAAAGAGUGGUCCGGGGGCCUGUGUUGUACACAGUGGGUUGAGCCACUGCCUGGAAUGCCUGCAGCCCAUAUCAGAGUGCCAGUUCCAGUUCAGGUCGGGAAGGGGGAGAGCUAAUCCAUGGUUACACAGACAGAUCGACAAAAUAAAAAUGCAGAUCAGGCCCAGCAGCAUAAAGAAAUUGAAUACAUUAUAAAGCAGCGUUGCAAAUGGAUGGGGAAAAUGGGUCUUUCAGCAGGUGGUUCCUGGAGUCACUGGGAGAACAGAACCAGGUAACACCAGAGGAAAAUGGAAACAAGAGAAUUCCUGUAUAAUCUGGGGGUGAGAAAACUUUGGUAACUGAUUCAAAAUUCAGACAUGGGAAGGGAAAGACUGGAAAAUUGGACUGCUUGAGAGAAAAAUUCUUACGCAUCAUCCUAUAUGCGCACCCGUGUGUGUUGUGGCUGCUUCACUCCUAACCCAGCUCCCUGCUAAUGUACCUGGGAAGGCAGUGGAAGAUGGCCCAAGUGCUUGGGCCCCUGAAACCUAGGUGGGAGACCUGGAUGAAGUUCCAGGAUUCUGACUUCAGCCUGGUCCAGCCCUGGCUGUUUGGUCCAUUUGGGAAGUGAACCAGCAGAUGGAAGAUCUCCCUGUGUCUUUCUCUGACACUUUGCCUUUCAAAUAAAUAAAAAUAAAUCUUAAAAAAAAAUUACAAGGGAUUGGCGCUGUGGUGUAGCAGGUAAUAAAGCUGCCACCUGCAGUGCCAGCAUCCCAUAUGGGCACUGGUUCGAGUCCCAGCUGCUCCACUUCCGAUCCAGCUCUCUGCUAAGGCCUGGGAAAGCAGAAGUUGGCCCAAGUCCUUGGGCCCCUGAACCCUCAUGGGAGACCUGGAAGAAGCCUCUGACUCCUUGCUUCGGAUCAACAGCUCUGGUCAUUUGGGGAGUGAACCAGCAGAUCAAAGACUUCACUCUCUCUGCCACUGCCUCUCUGUAAC